This is a messenger RNA of Alosa alosa (allis shad), 4333 nucleotides long. RefSeq names its product GTP-binding protein 1-like. The coding region runs from base 80 to 2089 and encodes 669 amino acids. Gene Ontology annotation, molecular function: GTP binding; translation elongation factor activity; GTPase activity. Lineage: Eukaryota; Metazoa; Chordata; Actinopteri; Clupeiformes; Clupeidae. The transcript is spliced from 14 exons. Gene Ontology annotation, biological process: translational elongation. The record is from RefSeq and is a predicted model, not a curated record.
CUGCAAAAGCUACUUCCGUUGCACUAGACAUGGAUGUUUUAGUUUAAACACAAACUUUAUAAACUUACAGGUAUUAGACAUGGCGGCGACCGAGUCGAGUUUAAGCCCGAGUUCAAUAGCAGUGGCAGACACUGUUGUACCUGCCUGCAUGUUUGCUCCAGACCGGGGAAGCGACGAUGAUCCAUCUGGAGGGGACUGUUAUGAGGACGGGGAAGCUCACAAUGGCGAGGCCGAGGAUCAUUUAGACCUCACUAGCAAGAUGGCUCUGGUCAGUCCAACUGGAGAACAGUAUGAUGUGUUAUUUCGACAGCUCAGGGAGAGGAUGGAUGAGGGUUGUGGGGAGACCAUCUACGUGGUGGGAAUGGGCUCAGACGGCGGUGAGUACGGGCUGAACGAGCAGGACAUGGAGGCGUCGGUGGCCACGGUGCAGUCGCUGUGCGAGCAGGUGGAGGCUGACCUCAUCCUGCUGAGAGAGCGGGCAGAGACGGGGGGCUGCGUGCGCGACUACCUCAUUCGUCGCCGCGUCGGGGACACCGACUUCCUGGAAGUCAGAGUGGCCGUGGUGGGGAACGUCGACGCUGGUAAGAGUACGCUACUGGGCGUGCUCACCCACGGAGAGCUGGACAACGGCCGCGGCUUUGCCCGCCAGAAACUCUUCCGCCACAAACACGAGAUGGAGAGCGGCCGCACAAGCAGCGUGGGCAACGACAUCCUGGGCUUUGACCAACAUGGACAGGUGGUGAACAAACCAGAUAGCCACGGCGGCAGCCUGGACUGGACCAAGAUCUGCGAGCGCUCCUCCAAGGUCAUCACCUUCAUCGACCUGGCGGGUCACGAGAAGUACCUCAAGACCACCGUGUUCGGCAUGACUGGACACCUGCCGGACUUCUGCAUGCUCAUGGUUGGCAGUAAUGCAGGGAUUGUGGGAAUGACAAAAGAGCAUCUUGGCCUGGCUUUGGCAUUAAAUGUCCCCGUGUUUGUUGUGGUCACAAAAAUAGACAUGUGCCCAGCCAAUAUUUUACAAGAGACGCUGAAAUUACUGCAGAGGUUACUCAAAUCUCCGGGCUGCAGGAAAAUCCCUGUCUUGGUACAGAACAAAGAUGACGUUAUAGUCACCGCCUCCAACUUCAGCUCAGAGAGAAUGUGCCCCAUAUUUCAGAUCUCCAAUGUGACGGGAGAGAACAUGGAUCUGCUGAAGAUGUUCCUCAACCUGCUGUCGUCCAGGACUACGUUCCGGGACGACGAGCCAGCCGAGUUUCAGAUCGAUGAUACAUACUCAGUACCGGGUGUGGGCACGGUGGUGUCGGGCACCACGUUACGCGGGCUCAUCCGCCUCAACGACACCCUGCUACUGGGGCCGGACCCCCUGGGCGCCUUCAUCCCCAUCGCCGUCAAGUCCAUCCACCGCAAGCGCAUGCCGGUCAAGGAGGUCCGCGGUGGCCAGACGGCCUCCUUCGCCCUCAAGAAGAUCAAGCGCUCGUCCAUACGCAAGGGCAUGGUCAUGGUGUCGCCCCGGCUCAGCCCGCAGGCAUGCUGGGAGUUUGAGGCCGAGAUCCUGGUGCUGCACCACCCUACCACCAUCUCGCCGCGCUACCAGGCCAUGGUGCACUGUGGCAGCAUCAGGCAAACGGCCACCAUCCUGACCAUGAACAGGGACUGCCUGCGCACGGGGGACAAGGCCCUGGUCCACUUCCGCUUCAUCAAGACGCCCGAGUACCUGCACUGCGACCAGAGGCUGGUCUUCAGGGAGGGCCGCACCAAGGCCGUGGGCACCAUCACCAAGUUAUUACAGUCGCCCAACAACCUGCCCUCCCACUCCAAACCCCAGCAAAUGAAAAUGCAGUCCAGCAAGAAGACGUCACCGCAUGGAGACGGAACGACAGCGCCAAACGAGGAACCAGGGUUAUUAGAGGGCAACCAAAGCUCUGCACAGCCAGUGGGGGAGGAGGACUCGCAAAGUAGAGACGGCAACAAAGAGAACAAGCCAAAACAGGGUGGUGGUGGGCGACGGCGAGGAGGCCAGAGGCACCGUGGUAAAGGCCUCACCAGCCUCUUGGUGCCCCCUGCUGCUGGAGCAGGAAGCGGCUAAAACAGCCUCAUCAUCACAUCCACCCCCUCCUCCCUAACUGACAUCUCCGCUUCUCAUCACCCCAUCCUCCAGCCAGGACAUCCUGCUCUUUCAUUUCUGGCACCAGGGAUAUUUUUUCAUUUCAAUUUUUGGCAUUCAAGGGGAGCCCUCUUGCUCUCCAACCAAGCCAGUAGAGGACUAUUCUCAGACUAUUAUACAAUAAUCGCUGAUCUUCCUUUUUUAUUCCCCUUUCAGUUUCAUUUUGUUUUGAAAUGUGUUGCCAUUCUCAAAGCCGUUUCGCCUACCCAUAAUCAUUGUAUUUAACAACCCAUUCAACCCCACCCCCCCCACUCCCAUGGUGCCCAUGUUCCCCACAGACCCAAUCAUAGUGCCCCGGCCAAAUCCUUGUUUGCAUUGGACUCCUCGUUUAUUUUUCACAGUCCAGUUUUGCCAGCAGGUCCUGUCGAUAUGGAACACAAAAGAGAGGGAUUUUUUGUUGUUGUUGUUGUUGUUUGAAUGUUGGCCAUACCUUGUCUGUGAAAACUAGCCUUUGUUGGGAAUCGAUGGUGUUUUUAGGAGUGUUUCCUCUUGCCGUGUACUGUUACAUCCCCAUGGAAGAAAUUCAGCUAACCACAAGUUUCAUUAGAGUCCUGUUUUUUUGUUGUUCUUACCCCAGCAUUGAACAAUUAUGUAGCCAAAAAUUAGGAUGUUGACUGAGAACUGCUUUGUAAGCCACUGUAAAAUGAUAGUUCCUCAGGUCUGAUGGCAUUAGUUGGUAGAUAAUACAUUUAUACAGUACGGUGUUCUCCACUUUGCAGUUUGAAGCUGAGUAUUGAUAAAGACUGAAUAUUUUACUUUUUAGAUUUAUACCUGCAGAGAUUUUUCAAUUUAUUACCAAAUCAAGACCUGCUUUUGGUGAGUUCGAACACUUUUUUUUUUUCAGGGAAAAAAUUAGUAGAUGUGUCUUUUGUAAGUCUUUAUGAAGAGAUUUGAAGGUUCAGUUUAAAUUCAAGGUCAACAUGAUACUCCUAAGCCUUGGAUUCCUCCUAUUUUUCCAGUUAUAGCCAUCAACAUUCAGAUAUUCAGCGUUUGAAACUGCCUUUUUUCCCAUGAACAAUGCCAUUGAGAAUGAGUUUUAGUUUCGAAACUCGUUCAGUGGUGUGUUUGUGAUUUACACAAUUCUGCUCUUUGCCAAGACCAGAAAUAUUGUGCCCAACAUACCCAUUUGUCUUGCACCAGUUAAAUUGCUUUAAGGACUAGGCCUAAAUUCCCAGUGGUAAGGAAACCAGGUUAAAAAGUGUGGGUUGUUUAGACAAUAGCAAGGUUAAGAAGUUUUUUAGGUUCUAGCGGUUCUCUCCCCUGCAUGGAACUGAUGGCAGGGGACUUGCAUACAGGGAAUGCAAUCUAAGUUUUUAGAAGUGAUGCUUUGUUUUCAUUGUGUUUUUGUUUUGGAAUUGGUAUGAAAGAAAUUAACUUUUAUUUGAUGAGGCAUUUUAUAAGAAAAUUUGGUAAGGCGACUGGGACUAUGAAGUUCCCUUCCACCCCAUAUGUUGAUGAGGCUUUGAGUUCAAUAGUUUCUUAUAUUUGACAAGCUUUUAUACAUCAGUUUUGUCAGUUUCCAUUAACAGACUGAAAUCUCUCAGCAAGAUGUACAAACUGAAGUUUCCCAUGUGGAUGUACUGCAUUAACGGGUUGUUGGUGGUUGGUCAAGAAAGUGGCAUUGAUGACGAAAGCUUUAGCGGUUAGAAAGAAAGUAUUACAUAUGAAAGAGGCAGCUCAAGGAUGGUAGUAUUCAGAGGAGGCACAUCUGACCCCAAGGUUUCUGAUUAGCCUAAAGAACUGGUAGCAUUAUUCCAGAAAUGUGUAUUUGUGUCACCCACUUGAACCUAAAGCACCAGCUUCAUAAGCUAAACAGGCUUGGCCGGGGGGUUAUGGAUUGUAGCAGCUUAAUCGUCCAAGAGUUGAAGCAAUUUCUUGCCAGGUUUAAAUUCUUGUUUUAUUCUCAUUAUCAGGAUGUGCCAGACUUUUGUGUUGGUUUGGAUUUUUGGAAGGUUUUUUUAAUUAUUGGUUUUUAUUGCGGGAAACCAAAAGGCAGGAUCAUUUCCCCCCUUUUUAAGUUUUUACUGCAUGGAUUAAUUUUUUGACGAAGAAGUAGUUAUUGUAUGUAUGUACAAAAAACGGCAAAAAAGAAUGCUAUUUAACAUUGGCAACAAAAGGUUUGUGUUGUACAUGCUUUUAAUUAAAAAAAAAGAAAUGUUAUUUUUA